UUAAUGGCCUUCCGCAUGUUACAGACGAUGAUUUUUGCAAUAGAGGAAAUAAACAAGGAUGAGGAACUCCUCCCGAACAUCACACUGGGCUACAGGAUUCACGACGACUGCGACUCCCCCGAGGUUGCAACGAAAGUUGCACUGGCUCUGGUGAAUGGUCAGGAGGAAACGUACGUGGAUAAAGUGUGUGACGGGCCUCUCAAUAUCACGGGGAUCGUUGGUGCGGCUGGGUCCUCGGUGUCCAUCGCCGUUGCAAGAACAAUCGGACCUUUUAAAAUACCACUGGUCAGCUACUUUUCCACGUGUGUGUGUCUCAGCGAUAAGAACGAAUAUCCAACUUUUCAUCGAACAAUCCCAAGUGACGUCCAUCAGUCCAAGGUUUUGGUGCAUCUCGUUCAGAAGUUUGGAUGGACUUGGAUUGGAACCAUUAACAGUAACGAUGACUAUGGCAACUCGGGGAUGAGAGCGUUUGUAGAAGCUGCUGAGGAUUUCGGUCUUUGCAUUGCCUUCUCGGAAUCAUUUCACAGAACGGAUCCCGCAGAGAAGAUCAGCAGGAUUGUGCAAGUGAUGAAAGCGGCGACCACAAAGGUCGUGGUGGCCUUUGCUGGACCUGGGGAAAUGCGCAUUUUAUUUGAGGAGGUUCUACAGCAAAACCUAGGCGGCGUACAGUGGGUGGGCACUGAGGCGUGGAUUACAGCGGACAUUGUUGGUGUAGAUAGAGGCCGGCGAUUGCUUACUGGGGCAAUCGGAACUGCGGUGCGUACGGUGGAAGUUCCAGGGGUGCGGGAUUUCCUUCUCACAGUCCAUCCUUCGACCUAUCCCGGUAAUCCUUUAGUGAGGGAGUUCUGGGAAACCACCUUCAGGUGUACUCUAAGUUUAGAAAACGUGACAAACGAAAUCAGUUCAGUUACGCGGCUCCCGCAGUGUAGCGGAAAUGAAAGUUUGCAUCAAAUCAACAACGUCUACACCGACCUGACCAUGGACGGGAGUUCUUACAUUGUAUAUAAAGCAGUCUAUGCUUUUGCUCAUGCACUUCACGACAUGUUUUCAUGUGAAAAAGGCAAAGGGCCAUUCCUGAACAACACAUGCGCACAUCUUUCUACCUUUCAACCGUGGCAGCUUCUCCAUUACAUGAAGUCACUUUACUUCACAACAAAAGCCGGGGAGAAGGUGCAUCUUGAUGAGAAAGGCAAUCCAACAGCCGCGUAUGACUUUGUCAACUGGCAAAUGAAUGCAAACGGUAGCCUUGAAGUUAGGAUAGUUGGAUAUUACAAUGGAUCAGCAUCUCCGGGUAAAGAACUUGUGCUGAACCCAACCCACAUUGUCUGGAGCAGUGGUAAGCGUGAGACUCCCCGUGCAGUCUGCUCUGAAAGCUGUCCCCCUGGAACAAGAAAAACGGCCAGGAAAGGACAGCCAAUCUGUUGUUUUGACUGCAUUGCCUGUGCGGAUGGAGAAGUCAGUAACGCUACAGACUCCACAGACUGCAUCAAGUGUCCUCCCCUGUUCUGGUCCAAUCACCGCAGAGAUCAAUGCAUCCCGAAGAAUAUCGAGUAUCUGGCUUUUACCGAAAUCCUGGGCAUUGUGUUAGUGGUUCUUGCUCUGGUUGGAGUGUGUUUGUCUGCACUUACAGCGGGUCUUUUUUUUAGAUAUCGAGAGACACCUCUGGUUAAAGCUAACAAUUCCGAGCUGAGCUUCCUUCUUCUAUUUGCAUUAAGCUGCUGUUUCUUGUGCUCGGUCACAUUCAUUGGGGCACCUUCAGACUGGUCUUGUAUGUUACGCCGCACAGCGUUUGGUGUCUCGUUUGUCCUGUGUAUGUCUUGUGUUCUGGUCAAAACCAUUCUGGUGCUGAUGGCAUUUAAGGCAACGCAUCCCAGCAAUAACUGGAUGAAAUGGUUUGGUCAAAGACAGCAGAGGAUCAGUGUUUUCCUCCUAGCAUCCGUCCAGGGUUUAACAUGUGUCCUUUGGCUGAUCAUUGCUCCACCAUUUCCCGUGAUAAACACCAAAUAUUACCGGGAGAUGAUAAUUUUAGAAUGUGAUACAGGAUCUUCUGCAGCCUUUUACUCGGCAUCGGGUUAUAUCGCUGUGUUAUCGUGCAUUUGUUUUGUCUUGGCCUUUCUCGCACGGAAGCUGCCAGAUAAUUUUAACGAGGCAAAGUGUAUAACUUUCAGCAUGCUCAUCUUUUGUGCGGUUUGGAUCACUUUUAUUCCGGCUUCUGUGAGCUCUCCUGGGAAAUACACGGUGGCAGUUGAAGUGUUUGCCAUCCUGGCCUCUAGUUUUGGAUUGCUGCUUUGCAUUUUUGCACCCAAGUGUUAUAUUAUGGUCAUCACUCCAGAGAAAAACACAAAGAAGCACAUUAUGGGUAAAGUGGGAUGA
Messenger RNA from Pristis pectinata (smalltooth sawfish), 2373 nucleotides. Its product is annotated as extracellular calcium-sensing receptor-like. The record is from RefSeq and is a predicted model, not a curated record. Lineage: Eukaryota; Metazoa; Chordata; Chondrichthyes; Rhinopristiformes; Pristidae. Gene Ontology annotation, molecular function: G protein-coupled receptor activity. The coding region runs from base 4 to 2373 and encodes 789 amino acids. The transcript is spliced from 5 exons. Gene Ontology annotation, biological process: G protein-coupled receptor signaling pathway. Gene Ontology annotation, cellular component: membrane.